Erinaceus europaeus (western European hedgehog) is the source of this 519-nucleotide messenger RNA. RefSeq names its product large ribosomal subunit protein uL16-like. Lineage: Eukaryota; Metazoa; Chordata; Mammalia; Eulipotyphla; Erinaceidae. Gene Ontology annotation, molecular function: structural constituent of ribosome. Bases 1 to 495 code for a protein of 164 amino acids. Gene Ontology annotation, cellular component: ribosome; cytosolic large ribosomal subunit. The record is from RefSeq and is a predicted model, not a curated record. The transcript has 2 exons. Gene Ontology annotation, biological process: ribosomal large subunit assembly; translation.
AUGUCCUCAAUAGACUUCCUUCUCAGCUGGCACCCUAUCCUAAUCCUUUAUGAAAAGCUGAACAUGCAAAGACUGCUCUUUGCUGUUUCAUUUCUCCAAAUCUCAGGAUUUGGGAUCAGAAUUACAAGUUGGCAAACCUACACAGAGUUUGUAGCUUUCUGUGUCAAGCACAGGCUCUGGCUCCAGACAGGGACUCAAGGUGCUUUUGGGAAGCCCCAGGGCACCAUGGCCAGAGCCCACAUUGGCCAGGUCAUCAUGUCCAUCCGUACCAAGCUGCAGAACAAAGAGCAUGUGAUCGAGGCCCUGCGCAGGGCCAAGUUCAAGGUCCCUGGACGCCAGAAGAUCCACAUCUCCAAGAAGUGGGGCUUCACCAAGUUUAAUGCAGAUGAGUUUGAAGACAUGGUGGCUGAAAAGCGCCUCAUCCCAGACAGCUGUGGAGCCAAAUACAUCCCCAACUGUGGUCCCCUGGACAAGUGGCUGGCCCUGCACUCCUAAGAGCCUCAGAGGUGUCCCUUAGUU